Molecule: messenger RNA, 2679 nt
Organism: Eriocheir sinensis (Chinese mitten crab)
Lineage: Eukaryota; Metazoa; Arthropoda; Malacostraca; Decapoda; Varunidae
Product: beta-1,4-N-acetylgalactosaminyltransferase bre-4-like
Exons: 7
Coding region: 1-1209 (402 amino acids)
Biological process (GO): glycosphingolipid biosynthetic process; carbohydrate metabolic process
Molecular function (GO): N-acetyl-beta-glucosaminyl-derivative 4-beta-N-acetylgalactosaminyltransferase activity
Source: RefSeq, a predicted model, not a curated record
AUGGCCAGCGAUGUGCCCAUCGGCACCACGCUGCCGCUUCUCCCAGGCCGUCCCGACUCCCGCCACCUGUCUCUGGACCCGGAUCCAAAGCGCGUUACCAACGUUGAUCUCCGAUCGUUCUACUACACCGGUAGGUGCGGGAGGCUGGUUCUGCUGACAUUUGUGACCCUCGUGAUCGGUCACUUCCUCUUGUUCAACAACGGCAUCACACUCUCCAGACACCCCGGGUCCGUCUUGCCCAACUCUACGAUAACGUGGUUAAACCCCUCGCUGCUGGACGGGCAAGAGAAGCACCGGUUUCUUAAUACAGAAGGAGGGGAAGCGGGAGGAGACGCCGCCAUCCUUGUUGACCCAGCGGUCCCAGCAGCAGACGGCGGCGGCGAGAAUGGUACAGCACACACAGCCAGGCGUCCAUGCCCAGCCGACCCUCCAGGCCUGGUGGGGCGACUCAGGGUGGAGAGGAACCCCCCCAGUCUGGAGGAACAGGAGAGGACCCAUCCCGAACUGACUAAGGGCGGCCACUACUGGCCGAGGAACUGUACGGCGCUCCACAAGGUCGCUAUUAUCAUCCCAUAUCGGGACCGUCGGAGCCACCUGGCGGCCCUCGUCCACCACCUGCACCCCUUCCUGCAGCGGCAACUGAUCGAAUACAACAUUUAUGUGGUGGAGCAGGCAGGAAACGGUCCGUUCAACCGAGGUAUGCUGAUGAACGUGGGUUUCACGGAGGCCGUCAAGGAAUUUCCCUACGACUGCAUCUUGCUCCAUGACGUAGAUCUUGUGCCGGAGGACGACCGCAACCUUUACACGUGCCCGCAGCCGCCCAGACAUAUGUCGGCCUCCAUCAGCAGCCAUAAUUAUAGACUGCUUUAUCAGAGUUACUUUGGGGGAGUGAGCGCCAUGACAGCGGAUCAGUACAGAGCCAUCAACGGAUUCAGUAACGAGUUCUGGGGAUGGGGCGGCGAGGACGACGACCUGUUCAGCCGCGUCAGACACCAGAAACUGAACAUUUCCCGCUACCCCGGCGACCUGGGCCGCUACACCAUGCUCUCACACAAAAAAGCGGAGCCCAACCCUACCAGAGUCGAGGUCCUACAUAAAGGGAGGGAAAGGUUCAAGACAAACGGCCUCAACAGCCUCAAGUAUCAGAUCCUUAAGACCGAGCGGCGACAGCUUUUUACCUGGAUGCUCGUGGCUCUGCCCCGCCCCUGAGGCGGUCAACAAGAUUGAGCGUCCGUCCUUGAUUAGAUACUGUAGAUAUUUACUUCCCCUGUUUUAAUUGCUAUAGAUAAUUUUACAUUUUGCUGGGUAUUGUUGUAAUGCCGGGAUGUGAAGGCAGGAGAAGAAACUUAGAAGUACAGUAUAAGGAAAAGACGUAGGUUAAGUCAUUAUAAGUGAUUACAGGUAGUUAUAAGUGACCAUAAGUAGUUAUGAGUAAUUAUAAGUCACUAUAAGGACAUCAUAGAUAUGUAAGAAAUUGUAAGUAGGUAUUCUUGAUCACAACCGAUAACAUAACACAUCCCCCCCCCACCUCAGACUCCAAUUACACAAUGUGGUGCAAUACUUACGUCACUUUCCCGCCAGAACUUAGCGGCUGUCGCCCCUCCCUUUCCUCCCUUUCCCCCUACCAGCGCACGCACUUCGGAAUUGUUGCCAGCCCUUGCUUGUCAAUGCCCUACCAGUUAAAGUCAUCCACCCUUGCAUAGAUUUUUUCCGCUGCUCCACAUGAAAUUUCGUCACCUUGCACGUUAAGAGACCGUACCCAUAUACAAACUACCCUAGUCUUCCCUUCAUUUUGAAUUAAACCGAAAUAGCGUUGUGCUGGAAGCUUCCCCCGGCGUCCAUAGGCCUCUAGAAGGCUCCAGGAGAAGCGAGCAGGAGGGCGGGGAGCAAAGCCUCGUCCGCGCCCCGCGGGGCGCGGCCAGGCGCCAGGCGGGGAGUGUUGCCAACUCGCACAUAUUUUAGCUACAUGUUCUUGUAUGAUCUAAAAUAUACUGUAACAUUCUAGACUGUACUGUUCUGGAUAUAUAUAGGAGAAGAGGGCGAGAGGAGCCCAGUCCCAGUCAUAGUAAGCUAGUGGUAAGUGAAGAGUCAAAGUGAAGUGUACUACAAAGGAAGAAUAUUGAACUACAGAAGCUGUGCAAAGUGUUUACAUAUCUCCCUCCCACGGAAUCUCCUGACGGCGACACGGAACCCAAGUAACACGUCCGGCAUAACAAUUGAUUAUAAAUUCGCUACUUGGCUUCCUUUCCCGCCCUACGGGGCCGCCGUAGGGCCGGUAUAAAAAGCGGGGUAGCGUCUCCCGUGGUCAGAGACACGCCAGUCCUCGUCGACAGACCGAUUUGGUCGGCUAGAUUUCGAUCGCCGAUAGAGUCGGUCUGUCGGCUCCCUGCUACGGGCCGCCUUUGGCAAAGGCCCGUGCUCCCUCGUGCAAGAGGGAGCAAUCUUCCCCCCCCCACCCCCUCCCGGGGCAUCAUUUCGCCCGCUCAACCCAUUACUACCCACAGGUUUGUACUACGUGACUCUCCCUCUUCCACCCCAUUUUUCCCCCUAAGUGCCCCCCCCCCCCCAGGGUUAAUUACCGUCUCUCCUUUAGCCAAUGUGUGUCUUAAUUAUCCUGUAAAUGCAUUUCUGAUCCCAGUAAAUGAAAUAAUCAUCAUUUCGCCCGCUCAACCCACUACU